This is a messenger RNA of Paramuricea clavata, 6581 nucleotides long. The record is from the annotation of a GenBank genome assembly. NCBI's taxonomy places the organism in Eukaryota, Metazoa, Cnidaria, Anthozoa, Malacalcyonacea, Plexauridae.
AUGAAAUCGGAGGCCUGGGUCCCGGAGCACACACCACCUGAAUCACCACCAAGAGGAGAAUCAUCAGAAUCUCCAGGAAGAAAGGAAUUGCCUGGAAGAGAGGAGUUGCCACAAAGAAAGGAAGCGACAGGAAAAAAGGUAUUGCCAGGAAGAAAGGUGGUGCCUGAGAGAGACGAAGUAAUGUCAGAAGAGUGGUCCAGUGAAGAACAAGAAAGUAUUGACCAAUCCUCGAGUGAUGGCAGUUACACCAAUGAUAGUAGGUAGAGAGUAUCCAAUUGAGUUUACCACUAAAUACAUUACGGGAUGAGCAACAUAUAUUUGAACAAUUUGAAAAGUGGCUUCCAACUGCUGAUGGGGGUAGAAAAGAUGAGGGGAAUGCCCAACAGUGCUGUCGGCAAAUUAAAUUGGUAACACAAUACAUUUGUGCGGAGGAACCGACCCUGAAAGAUGUUCUGGAUAGACAGGGACAUUGGUCCCUGAGUGUUUGUCUAUCCAGAACAUCUUUGAGAAGGAGAACAAGUUUGAGAAGGAGAAACGUCCUGGCACAGUGAAAUUGUACCUUGGUGCUUUGCGGCAGUUUUAUUCAUUUCUGCAAUGCAAGUCUCCCAAGAGUGUGGAUGCCCCACCAAAAGUACUGAGUGCAUUAAUGGUGCAAAUGACGCAGUGGUGCAAAUCUUACUUACCACAGGCUGGUGAAAGCUCGCUUUUGGGAAAAACGUAUGGACGAUUUGGAGAAACUACGCACACCUGAGCAGAUACAAAAAUUGAACUCCUCGACUGUUGGCAGAGCAGCAGUAAAGAUACUUGGGGAGUAUGAGGAAAAGCCUGAUGAGACUAUGGCCAGCCAAACCGAGUACAUGUCAGUAAGGGAUUAUUUGCUGACAUCUAUCUGCAUAAACAAUGGUAGCAGGUCAGGAGCAUUAGCCAACAUGACAAUUGGCGAAUUCAGAAGUGCACAGGCAUUGGACGGCAGCUUCGUGGUGAAAGUGAAGAAGCAUAAAACGUUUACAACGCACGGUCCAGCCAACAUCGUUUUAUCAACCAUGCUUCACAACUGGAUGAAGAUCUUCAUCAAUAAGUUCUGUUACGCUUUGGCUGAUAAUACAUCCGAGAAUGAUGAAUCAGUCUUUUUGACGUGGAGCAACCGCCCUAUGGACUCCUCCCAGAUCGGGUGCCAGAUAGACAGUGCAUGGGGGAAAGUUUUUGGCAAAUAUGCUGCUACUGGUGGAGUUUUCUUUGAUUACUUUAGAGUUUUCCCACGCAAUCGUGUGUUUGAUGUAACAUACAUGUUCGGCUAAAGCUGAUUUCCCCUUGUCUAAAGUUGAAACAGCCUUUCGAUGUUCUUUUAGCUGUGUACCAAACUGGCGUUUAGACUGACCCGAAUACUCUUUCUCGCAAUCACCGUGUGGUAUAGACUAUACAGCAUGAGUUUUCCAAUUUGUUUUAACACGAUCUUUUGUCUUUGCGAAAAUAUGGCCUAAAGUCAAAUAGGGUUUAAGGCAACCAUAAUAUUACAAUUACUUAAGGUUCUCUUGAUUGGUUCUGUGACACCUUGAAUGUAUGGAACUAUUGCAUAACCCUUAACAGAGGUAUCACCCUUCGAGUUAUUUUGGUUCCUACAAACAGGUGAUCUCAGGCAAUCAUUAAGAAAACGUUUUGGGUAAUCGUUUUCCCCUAAAAUAUUUAGAACAUAUUCACGUUCAUUAGCUUGAGAAUGACUGUUUGAUGGCAAACAAAACCCUAUUUGAUUUUAGGCUAUAUUUUCAAAGCCAGAAGAUCCUGUUAAAACAAAUCAGAAAAUUCAUACUGUAUAUUCUAUACCCUGCGGUGACUGCAAGAAAGAGUAUUUGGGUCAGUCUAAAGGCCAGUUUGGUAUACAGCUAAAAGAACAUCAAAAGGCUGUUUCAACUUUAGACAAGGGAAAAUCAGCUUUAGCCGAACAUGUAUGUUACACCAAACACGAGAUUGCGUGGGAAAACUCUAAAGUAAUUACCACAAACAAUUGCUACGGUCAAAGACUUUGCCUAGAAGUGUGGUAUAUAAAUAUGAGUAAUCAUGCUUUGAAUAGGGAUGAUGGUGCCUAUUUGCCAGAGGAAUAUAUGCAUCUCAUUGGCAGGUGACGUCAUCCCUUGGGUAUUUAAGAAGCCACGGUUGCAAUUUUAGAUCACCCCUGAUGAAGACACUAGACUGCAGUGUCGAAACAUUGGGUCUUGAUUACAAUUCGACUGGGCUUUGUAAUCAUUUAUUUAAACCAGAGUAGCGAGCAAAACAUUAUGAGAAAUGUUAAUAGUCUACAAAUACUUUGUGCCAAUUUUCAAGUAUUUGAUCACACAUUACAAUAAAAAAGGGCCACGUCCACAUUCAAGUUGUCACACAAAACAUGAAAUUUACAUUUUUAUCUGAAGCCACCAAUCCAGCCUUGAAAACGUUUGCCUGGCAACUUGAAUAGUUGAAUAUAUACAUGACACCUUAGCAAUAUUAAAAAAACGGUAGUAGCAUAAAGUGGCAAGUUCACAGAUACUACAAUGCUUUAGGUAAAAGAAAACAUUUAUAACCAUUACCAAUGAUGUAAAUGUUCCAGUUGGACCCCUUUUGCUUUUUCCUCCUCCAACAUUUCCUCUAGCUUCUAAACCUUCUGGGUUCACAUCUGUCAUAACAUCAUAAACAAGUGAAUGAGGCACUGCCACACCAUGCUGCUCCCGAAUCUUACGCUGCAUCAUACGAUACCCUAAAAGCUUUCCUGGACCAUCUAUUUCAGUUUUAAUAGCAUUUUGCACAUGUUCAAGACUUGUAUCAUAGUUGAAAUACUUAUAUCAAAUGCACACAUUCUUCUACUUAGCGUAGGAAGGCUCCAGGCAUAUUGUGGAUAGUCAUGCUUUAGAAAAUCCAAAACCUCUGCCCUUUUCAAGUUCUGCAUUACAUAUUUCUUUAUUCUUUAUAUCAUUUCUCAAUUCUUCAUCAUCUUCUCAAUCUACAUUUUGAAAUCUUUCCCCUGCCGCCAUGUUGAUAUUUGAAUCUUCAGCUGGCUCAUUCCCAGUUGCUCGCCUAACCCGCGAACGGGCAUAUUCUCCCCGUACUAAAAUAUAUGGUCUAUGAUAACAAAGGGCCACAUUGAGAGCAUUUGAUUUUAGAAUUGAAAACAAAAAUCGCAUGUUUGUUUUUGUUUUUUUAUUUUCUUUUUUUAUUUUUUUAACAUAUAUUUUUAUAUCUGUUUUAUUUCAAAAAUUUUUUAAAAAUUUAUUUAUUUUCUUUUUUCUUUUUAAUUUUGUUCGUGAAAUAUAAUUUUAUUUUAAAAUUAUCUACUGAAUUUAUAAUGAUAACAAUGGCCCAUCAUAGCAUAUCUUAUGAACUAAAUAUCUAUGAAUCUUCAACGUGUACCAAUGUUACGUUUGGGAAUUUGUACAUCAUUUUGAAAACUUUGAAAUACAUUAAUUUCACUGCUAAUGUCCGACUUUUUUGAAAGGUUUAGUGUAAGAUGUAAGGUGUGGGUCAACAACAUAAUAAUACGUACAGUAUAUACCUGUACAUGUAUGUUUGCACCACGAUGUAUAGAAUGAAUAUAGUCCUUAGGUAUAACCCCCAUGUGUAUUUCAUUUACGUUUAUUAGACUAUGGGUUAUAAAAGGACCAUGCUGACCAUGUUUAUUCAACCGAUCCAUAAGGCCAAUAAUAUUAUUGGUUGCAAAGACUAGCAAUUCCAGUAAAUGAUGAAAAAAUUUCUUUCAAUUAUAGAUAGUUGUAAUGAAAUUAUGGAUUUUAUAUUUCCUCCCAAUUUAUCUUUUUUUAUGAUGAUUUUCGAGUUGGUGCCUGGGACAUGUUUCUUUUACAGUUCAAGGUCCUUCACUGGUGCAAUCCGGCUUCGUCGGUUGGAACAGAUAGUUGGAAAAUAUGGUUGGAGCAAAUGGAAAAGUUGACCCCAUCCAGGAUUGGUAUCCAUAGAGUAUACUAAGUGAUGGUGGAAUGCACAGUUUAAGAAGCACCAAACAUCUUGCAUAGUUAUUCAAUAAUACAUUAAAGAUUCAAUCAGAGGAUCUACAUUAAAGAUUCAAUCAGAUCAAAAAACUUGCAGGUAUGAACAUUGUAAAUAUACACCGGCACUGUAUUGACAUACAUAAUUCCACCAAGCUUGACCAACACAUUCAUCACCAAUUACUAUACUGAGCUGCUCUCCAGUUGGUUGUAUUUGCUGUGAUUCAACCACUUCUUGUUGUAUUAAACAAAAUACUGGCUUCGAUAGCAUCAUUUGCAUUUGAUAAUUUGGAUAGUUUUGUUUACUUUUAUUAUUAAUAUCUUUAUAUAAUAUAUAAUUAACAUGGGUUUUUGUUUGGUGGCCCAACCGUGGACAUACCAAAAAAUUGGCGGCCCAUCAAAACUGCCCAAAAGAUUUUCCAUGGCCCAUCCCAAAUCACUCCAGCCCACCCUAGCAGUUACUUUAUGACCGGUCCCUAACACAAUUAUGCCUGUUCCACCUAUGAAUAAUUCCUUUACAUGCCUGUUAUAUUCUUCUAGCUUUCAAACGUAUUCUUCAGUGUAUGCCAACUCUUUCAUGCUCAGCAAUGCACCAAUGCUUGACUACAUUUAGGAAGCCUCGCUUUAAAAUUUGAUUUUGAAGUCGUUUUGUACGUUUCACCAUGAUUUUAUAUUUAACGCAAUCUUAUAUGAACUUUUGUCAGUACUGGAAGACGCUUUUGAGCUAAAUAAACCAACUUUUCUUGCAAAAAUUAUAAUUUUAGUAAGGUACAGCAGCAAAUUGUAAUCCCCGAGCUGACAGCGCGAAACGCCGGUACUAAUUCCCCCUGACUAUUUACUCCCGGGAAAAGGACCGCACUCGCGAAGUCUAAAGUUCAAAUAUCGCGGGUGCGGUUCAUGGGUGUAUGGGUAGUCAUCUCACUGAUCUCAAAAUAUGGCUGUUUGCCAGGAGUGAAGAACAGGAAAAUUAAAAAAAUAUAUGUAAGAAAGCUUGGAAAAUCGUUUCACAUAACAAAUUGUAAAACUUUUCUUCAAUUUUUGCAGGUAAGAAUUGAUUUAGUAUGAUAAAUUUUAAAGUACCUAGCAAGUUUGUUUCAAUUGUUUAUGUAUGCAUGACUUUGUGUUAUUAAUAUAGAUUUUGCGCUUGUUGUUCAAGUCUUUCCUAUACAUUGUAUGCGAAAGUUUCUUAGUUAAAUUAACUUUUGUAGAAGUUCAUGAUAAAAAGGAAAGCAAAUUAUUUUCAUUAGCAUCCUGUACGAAUUAAAUUUAUUUCAUUUCAAAGUGCAAGUAAUAUAAAGUUGAAGAGAUUAAUAUCGGCAAAAAGCCGUUGAAAUUCAACUCACAUUUAAAAACGUUUUUAAUAUGUAGUUUCGUUUCGAAUUUUGCAUUAAAAUAAAGCCCAUAGAAACCAAAAUAAUAUACCUACUUUAUAUAUUUUAGAAAUUGAUAGUUCUGUAUUUAAAAGUGUCAUCUACUUUUUUCAGGUUUGUACAAAAAAAAUUUUUAAAAAUUAUCGUGUUGCCAUGACUAACAUGACGUGGCAAUGCAAGCCUGCGGUCAAUGUUGGCAUAUUUACGAAUACUUCAUGUUAAAACAAUGCUUGGAGAAUAUAGGCGAGGGGUUGCUGCAUGCAUGUAUUUCUAGUAUAAUCUAUUGUGAUGUUUGUGAUGUUACUCCGAGUGUGUAUCCACACCGGGCAAGCUUUGAAAAAUAUGCCUGGCCAUGGCGGGAAUCAAACCUACAACCUUUGAAAUACUAACCCAAUGCUCUCCCAACUGAGCUACACGGUCAGGUCGGUUCGGGUAUGUGAUAUUCCAGAACUGAAUCUAGUUCCAUCAAUGUAAUAAUAAUGUAGUACACAACACCAACACAGCAAUUCAUAAUCUAUAGUGUUUGUUUAUGCUUGCGUACCUGAGUGCCAGACCCCCAAGCAAAAUUAAGUACGACAGAUUUUUUUCCCAAAAAAGGUCAAAAUUGCCAUGUUUGAGGGCCUCUAUCUCAGAGACUAUUGAACUAAAUCAAAAAAGAACUUGUUAAAUAACUUCUCAUGCUCUUCUCAAAUCCAUAAAGAUCCCACAAAUGAUAUAGGUGUUUUAAAUGGUUACUUGAAAUAAGAAAUCGAGUAAUUUUUUUCUUAAUAAGAAUAUCCAUAAUCUCAAAACAAGAACAAAUUUACUUAUCACGAAAAGUACUUGGUAUUAAAACGAUUACUUGAAAUAAGAAAUUGAGUAUUUUUUCUCAAUAAAAAUAUUAAUUUACUUAAAACAAGAACAAAUAUACUUCCUGAGAAAAGUUCUUGUUUAAAUUAUCAUAACUUAAGAGUGUCCACAUAUUUUCAGCAGUUAUUACCAAACAUUGUGCUUAAAUUUUACUAAGUCAGAAGAAAUUUUACCAAAUAUGCAACUAAAAAUCUCCUCACCCAUACUUGUGGUUCAAUUUUUUUAAAAAACAAACAAUUACAACCCAAUAAGUUAUUGGGUUUUAAUGGUUUACAAUUUGUAAUAAUUUAUUGGUUACAAGUUACAACAUUAUUUGGAACAGGGAAUGGAAAGUGGAGAAAAUUUAACAGAAUGGAUGGAAACACAAUUUUUUUCUGGGGAACACUGGGGAUGA